AUGUCUUCUCCUGCGGCUGUCUUCUGGGACUACGAGAACGUGCCUCUUCUCGCAUCAGUUCCUGCCUCCGAUGCUAGCAAGGCGCUCAUCGACGCACUAUCUCCGCACGGAAUCAGAAUUGUGGAUCGAAAGGUCUACUAUGACACCGAAGGCGACCUCUCGUUGAAUGCAGGUGACCUAUGCAAGAAUGGCUUUACUUUGGUCAAUACACCACGCCGUGGACAAAAGGAGUCCGUCGACAAAAAGCUGACCGUCGACAUGCUUUGUUUUGCAUGGGACAGAUUGAGUGAAACGGAUGUCAAACCAUCUGUCGUCCUUAUCACGGGCGACGGAGACUAUGUCUAUGCAUUGAACAAGCUAAAGGAUCGGAGAGUCAAAGUGUUCAUCAUUCAUGGCAAGGAAUGUAGACUGUCGGCCGACCUCCAGUCCAUUGCAGAUGUUCAUAUGAGUCUGUUUGAUGACAUUCUCGACAAAAAUCGGCAACUAGCAGCAGAGGAAAAUGCUCGCCGUUUGCGCAAGAUAUUAUUGCAGGAAGUCUCCAAGGAAGAUACAAAGGCAGAGGACGGAUGGGUCUUGGCAAGCCAAGUCGCCGAGAUUUUUCAUCGGAAAACUGGCUCCGCACAUAGCGGUACCGGUACCAGGGCAAAGCUUGUCUACAAGGAGGCACGCGAGUUUGCUAUGGAAAUGGGAUGGCUGGAGAAAGGGCGAUGCUUCCUUGGUAAUGGGAAGGGGGAGAUCAUAGCCACCAACAACGCUGGACCUAGAUUCUCUAAAGAAGAAUUCCUUCGUGUCAAGAGUCUCAGUGGCAUCGGGUCGGAUAAGGCUACCAACCAAGCAGCACCUACAUCUACUGGUACGAUUGGUCCUCCUGCAGGUCCCUCUACGAGAAUCUUUAUCAAAAACAUCCCCCGAGGCACAAGUGAGCUCGACCUCGUCGAGUUCAUCGAGAAGCAGCUCGAUUCCACCGUGAUUCAUGCCUACCGAAAGCCUUGGUACGAAGCUCCCUAUACAUUUGCUCAUGUGGCUCUUGAGACAGAGCGAGACGCGGAGCGAUUGAUUAUUUUGGCCACUGAAUCAAAGCUGAUCCUUGGUGGCCGCCAUCUCAAAGUCGAUUACGACCGAUUCUGUAAGGUUCAUCCCAAGCAGUCCCCAUCGUAUGUUCGUGGCGACAUUGAAAAGGACUUGGUUGAAGGAGAUAGUACGCUAGCAUUCUGCAAGAUUCUAAAAUUAUCGACAGUCGAAGGUUGGGCAAAAGCCAGUGUCGUCAGCAGCAGAUUCCAACGGUAUUUGAUUCUGGGAGCAGCGGAUGAUUUCCCUGCACGCAGUCGUGACGACGCCUUGCGACAGGGCUUGAUCGAGUGCGGAAGAAGCGUUCAUCAUCAACAGCGCCUUGCCGGUUUUGCCCAUGUUUCGCAAAGCCAACUUGUGCCAACUGAGAAUCAAGAGCAUAUUUGCUUACGUCUGACUCCAAAGGGUACCCAGCUGUUGAUGACGCGACAAGCCCCAGUGCUACUCGACAACACCCUUCCGAGCCUGCAGAAGUGCAAGACGCAGCACCUAUACAUCAAAAGCCUUCCAGUGAGCACGACUGUUCGUGAGCUCGUGCAUUUCUUGAAAACGGAGCACUCGUUAACCAUCAAGAAGGCUUGCAUUGACCCUACGAAGCCAGGAUAUACAUAUUGCACUGCGCAUGUAGAGUUUGCGACAAGUCGUGACUCGGACAAGGUGCUGGAGAUGUGCACUGGCAACCGACUUCGUUUGGAGAACAGACCCCUGGCGGCCAGCGUUGACAAAUUUAUCCCCGAUUGGGAUGCCUACUGUCCAACACGAAUCUAUACUGCCGAGCACCCUAGCUCGGUCACUCUUUAUCAUGAAGCGUCCUUGCUACCUCUAUCAACUUUGUCAUCCAAGAGUUACAAGGCAGACAGCAACAAUCAGAACAAUCAAGCGGGCAACUUACCAGAUCUCACAGCUAGACAAAGCUCUGAGGAACGUCGUGGCGGUAAUGCGUCCCCAUUUUCGGUUACACAGGAUCUCUUGUGGUCGUAA
Molecule: messenger RNA, 2049 nt
Organism: Seminavis robusta
Lineage: Eukaryota; Bacillariophyta; Bacillariophyceae; Naviculales; Naviculaceae
Source: the annotation of a GenBank genome assembly